Molecule: messenger RNA, 2061 nt
Organism: Ciona intestinalis (vase tunicate)
Lineage: Eukaryota; Metazoa; Chordata; Ascidiacea; Phlebobranchia; Cionidae
Source: RefSeq, a predicted model, not a curated record
AAGCAUGACUUUUGUAUUACAUAAUAAAGCAUAAGAAUUUCUAUCGUAGAUUACCAGUUUUAGGGUUUUAUAUAUCUUUUUAGGCUUACUGUUACUAAUUAAAGCGGCAUAAAAUGAAUGAGGAAAAAGAUUUUACAAAAACGCUUUUUGCGUCCGUCGAAACAGGUAACUUGGACGAAGUUGUGAAAUUGUUCGAAAAGGAUGAAGCUAAACCAGAUGUUUAUGACGAAAAUGGUAUGACACCACUGAUGCAAGCAGCAUACAAAGGAAAUUAUGGAAUUUGUCAAUUUCUUCUGAAGAAAAAAGCAAAUGUGAACGCAACUCAUCAUGAAAAUGAUUAUACUGCCCUGAUGAUGGCUGCUUUAUCUGGCAAACAAGAUGUUGUUGAACUUCUGCUUGCUAAUGGGGCAAAUGCGGAUCAUCAAAACUCCAUCGGAAAACGCGCUUCUGAGUUAUCUGCAUUUGUUGGUCAACAUGAAAUUUCGAGUUUAAUCAAAAAUUAUUUAUCUCUUGAUAAACUGGGACCUUACACGAAGGGUCAAGGGGUCAACCCCCCUCGCUUACCACUGGAGGCCGCUGUUCCUUUACAAAAAAUUGUGAUGAUGUCAAACCCACAUCCAGUGAAGAUAAUAACUUCCAUCAUGGAUUGCGAAAUAAUCAAUAAAGUAGAAGUUCUGAAGAAAAUGGAAUCUGUUUUAUCUGAUUUGUGCAGCAAAAGUGUAAGAUCUAGAACAGAUUACGAUGAAAUUCUCGCAUUAAAGACGCAUUACUUGUCCACUGUCCUUGAAAUGGUGAUCAAUUUCAUGAAAUCCCACCCCGACAAAAAACUUGACAACCUCGUGAAGCAGGUUCUAGUUACAAAUGAUGCAGGAUUUAACAUCGCAGUUGAAAAAUUAAUUCGUAAAUCAUUGCAAGAUUUCCGUUACCCUGAGCUCCCAUUGCUUCAGUACUUUGUGAAAACUAUAUCCCCAGUUAAAAUGGGUGCAGAACCCACUGCGAUCUCAUGUUUGGUAAACAUGUUCAUUGGAGCACACGCUGCAUCUUUGAGAUCGGAUGUUUGUGAUGCUUGUGGUGAUACUUCAUCGAAAUUAAGAUGCAGUGUAUGCAAAGAGGCCCUUUACUGCAGCAAAAGAUGUCAGAAAUUUCACUGGUUUGUUCAUAAGAAGUUUUGUGGAAAGUCAAAACAGUAUGAAAUAUCAUAAACAUUUUGGCAGAGAUAAGACUCUAUUUUAAAGAAUACUUGCAACUUAUAAUACAGAAAUAUCCCCACUUUUGUACAAGGUUCAUUAAACACGGGCAUGUGUGUUAAAAUGGAUUUUGGUUUCUUUUGGUGCAAAUUGUUAAUUUUGUAAACUCUUUUUCAGCUUGUUUUUAUAUCUAAGUUUAAUACAGUAAUCAUAUUUAUUUAAUUAAAUUUUCGGUUAGUUUUUUUGGAAAUAAUGUUCAGUGUUUAAAUUAUCAUUCAACAAUUAACUAAAUCAUGAAAUGUUUAAACGCCUGUUUUCCACUGCCGUGUAUUGCUUUUCAAAUUCCCAAUAUAAAAUUAUGUUGUAUUUUAAUCAACAGUUGGGUUUGUUUUGAAUGAUAAAGAUUAGUCUCACUGUGUUAUGGGUUUUUAUUUGUAUAAUUUUAGUGUUGUUAGUAAUUGAUUUAUAAAGCCGCAUACCAGUUUUAUAAACCUUAAUAAUUUGACCAGAAAGUUACAGAAUUAUAAUUCUGUGAACAUUAAGUUUCUGGUAAUGCCCUCAAGACAUUUGUGAGGCUUUUCUUGGGAUACAAUCAAUAAGAAUCUAAACAAAUGAGAAUUGCCUAAACAUUACAUGCAUGGUUGUCUGCUGUACAUGAUGUCAUGUGCUAUCUAUACAGUUGAGGUAAUUUAACUUUGUCUAACAUUGGCCAUUGCUUAAUGUUAAUAUGACACAUAUCUCUGUCAACUUAUUUUUUCACAAAACUUUUUUAAUGUUCUAUCUAUAUGGAUACAAUUGUAUUGCAAGGCAAGCAAUGGCACCUUAGAUUUAUGCCACAAAGCUGGUCCAUUAUUACAAUACUACCAAAAUUGUC